Beta vulgaris subsp. vulgaris (sugar beet) is the source of this 2353-nucleotide messenger RNA. RefSeq lists its product as uncharacterized. Bases 322 to 2082 code for a protein of 586 amino acids. NCBI's taxonomy places the organism in Eukaryota, Viridiplantae, Streptophyta, Magnoliopsida, Caryophyllales, Amaranthaceae. The record is from RefSeq and is a predicted model, not a curated record. The transcript has 11 exons.
UUGCUACAAACUUUGAUCAUUCAACUAUCAGAAAAAUGUACAGUAUUUUUUUAAAAAAAAAAAUUAUGAAUUACCUCAAAAAAUAAAAUGAAAUUCAUGUGCUAACUGAUUGAGUCGUCUUUAUCAAUUGUCCUUUCACAUUUACUACCCUAACUCCUACUUCAAUUUGUUAGUUGGAGUACAAUCAAUUGAUUCUAUUUUAGUGCACCUAUUUUUACAUAUUUUAGCAGUAGGAAAAACGAAGAAAGGAGGUUUUUUGGGUACAAGUUUGAGUAAUUGAGGGGAAACCCAGAAAAAAAAAAUCAAAAUUGGAGUUUUUAAAUGGAGGGUUUGAGUAUAGGUGAAGAUAAAAGUAUUGAUGGGAUGAGAGAGAAUGGGGUUUCUACCCUCCAUAGGCGCUCAAGGAGUGCUUCAGACAGGAAUGGCGAUAUCUCAAAAAUUGGAGUUCCUUAUCUGAUCGGCUGCAAUCAAAACGUCUCUCUUGACUCACCAUAUUCCACGAGGACCUAUGGCUCUCAAACCCCUCUUAACAUCGAUUCAAGUACAAGCUCAUCAAAUCACCGCUCCUCUUUGGAAAAGGAUGUAUAUCUACUUCAAUCACGUUUACAGCAAGAGAAGUCAAUGCGCAAUAUGCUUGAGAAAGCGAUUGGUCGGGCUUCUAGCGCUUUGUCUCCAGGUCAUAGGCAUUUUGCCUCUCAGACGAAAGAGCUGAUUGCCGAGAUUGAGCUACUUGAAGAAGAAGUUGCCAAUAGAGAGCAGCAUGUACUUUCUCUCUACAGGAACAUCUUUGAACAGUGUGUCAGUCAGCCGUCAUCUGUGCAAACCUCUGGCAUGAGUUCCCCUGCUCAUAAAAAAAACAAGGCAAGGAAACAUCCUAGCAUAAUUUCAAGCGCUUUUUGUUCCUCGAAGAAGUUUCCUCUGCGAGCUCUUUCUUUAAAAAGCACUUCUGCGAAGAAAGACGGCAAGCUUAGACAUUCCCCGUUAUGCACGGGAAAAGUAGAUAUACAUUUUGAGAAGCCUUGUUCUAACCAGACGAAGUUUCAGGUUCGCGGGAAGUCACCAGACACAGUAAAGAAUUCUGGUCUGCGAACUUUAAAGGAUUACCUACAUCAGUGCCCUAGCAAGUUGUCUGAGGAAAUGGUUAAGUGCAUGGCCGCAGUUUAUUGCUGGCUUUGCAGUGAAUCGUCGACAAAAUCUGAAAAAUCACGGAAUAAUCAAUCAUCUGUUGUCUCAAGGUCCUGUGCUGAUCGCGCCCCCCAACUUGGCAGCCAAAAAAAUCAAUAUUCUAAAUCCAUGAUAGAGAUAUCCUCAAUGCCAACUGACAAAAAACAGAUAUCUCGUGCAUCUUACGCAAUCAGCAGCUAUAGAACACUCGUUGAGCAACUAGAAAGGGUGAAUGUGAGCCACAUGGAAGCUGAAGCCCAGAUUGCUUUCUGGAUCAACAUCCAUAAUUCUCUCAUUAUGCAUGCAUAUUUAGCAUAUGGAAUCCCCCAUAGUUCUCUGAGAAGACUAGCCCUGUUUCACAAGGCGGCCUACAACAUUGGUGGAAUUGUUGUCACUGCAAAUGCCAUAGAACACACAAUAUUCUGCUUCCGUACACCUCGAAUUGGCGGGUGGGUUGAAACCUUCCUGUCGACUGCCUUCAGGAAGAAAUCUGGAGAUGAGAAGCAACUCCUUUCUUCAAAAAUCAGUCUUCCUGAUUCACAGCCCCUUGUUUCCUUUGCGCUCUGCACUGGGGCCUUUUCCGAUCCAGUGCUGAAGGUCUACACAGCAGCCAAUGUCAGAAGCGAGUUAGAACAGGCAAAGAUGGAAUUUCUUCAAACCAACAUAGUAGUGAAGAAGUCGAAGGUGUUCCUACCAAAAAUGCUUGAAAGGUUUUCCAGAGAAGCUUCCAUGGGAUCAGACGAACUCCUCAAGUGGGUCGGCGAGAACGUUGAUAGGAAGCUCCAGGACUCUAUUCAACUAUGCCUUGAUUCUAAGAACUGCAAGAAAGCAUCUCAGAUAAUUGAGUGGUUACAGUACAGCUCUAAAUUUAGAUAUGCAUUCUCAGGAAAACUUGCCUCAAAGCCUUGGUGGGUCUAGUUUAUUACUAGGAUGAGUAUGUUGAUGUUAAAAUCAAGAUGUUGCAUGUCCAUUUUUGUUUUACCAAGUAGUACAUGGUCACUUCAAGACUGUUAUCUUAGUCAUAGAGGUCUUGGGUUCGAAUUUUGCAAGUGUGAAAUUUGGGGUAGAGUUUCCCUUAUUUCUCCUGGCCCUUCUUUACUCUCAAGUAUUGACCCGUAAAUGUCAGACCUUCGAGGUCUUAGAAAAUUUUCGAUUUAUGUUUUACGAUAUCACAAACAAUUAUUGAUCU